This is a messenger RNA of Labrus mixtus (cuckoo wrasse), 8719 nucleotides long. It is a transcript of the gene arhgap35a, whose product is annotated as Rho GTPase activating protein 35a. The record is from RefSeq and is a predicted model, not a curated record. Gene Ontology annotation, molecular function: GTPase activity; GTP binding. The coding region runs from base 431 to 5101 and encodes 1556 amino acids. NCBI's taxonomy places the organism in Eukaryota, Metazoa, Chordata, Actinopteri, Labriformes, Labridae. The transcript has 7 exons. Gene Ontology annotation, biological process: signal transduction.
UUUUUUUUCUCCUGACGACAAUUUGGUUGCUUUUUUGCCCCCUCUCUCUCUCUCUCAUCUCAUCAGACAGAGAAAGAGCGAUAUGAACCUCGUUUUCUGAAAACUUCAGACUGGUGGAAGCGAACACGUACUGUUGGGAGCAGUGUGCGCAGAGCCUGUUUUUGCUGAAACAAAAGCGGAAAAAUAAUCGAUGUGAGAGUGCUGGUGGGAAGUGUUUUCGUCUGUUUUAAAAAAAAAAAAAGUCUUUCACCGGCUGUGAGUCGCAGAGAGAAAGAAAGGAGUGGACGAAAGCUGGGGACACAGAGGAAUGCUAUGGUCCAGACCCAAGCCCUGUAAGAUUCUCUUGCAUGGAAACUCUUCUUCCUUGGCAACCUUCUCCUCUCCCUAGAGCCACCAUCCAGCAUGGCAGGAUGAGCCUCUGCCAGCGAUAAUGAUGGCGAAAAAGCAAGAUGUCCGGGCACCCACCUACAAUCUGGUCGUGGUUGGGCUGUCCGGCACGGAAAAGGAAAAAGGCCAAUGUGGUGUGGGCAAGUCCUGCAUAUGUAACCGCUUUGUCAGGCCAAGUGCUGAUGACUUCUACCUGGACCAUACUUCUGUUCUCAGCACCAGUGACUUUGGAGGCCGAGUGGUGAACAAUGAUCACUUCCUUUUCUGGGGAGAGGCUGGGCGGGUGAUGGAGGAGGGGCCAGAAUGCCGUAUGAAUGUGGUGGAGCAGACAGAGUUCAUAGAUGAUCAGACGUUCCAGCCUCACCGAAGCACGGCCCUCCAACCUUACAUCAAGAGAGCGGCUUCCUCCAAGCUGGCUUCUGCUGAAAAGCUGAUGUACUUUUGCACAGAUCAACUGGGGCUUGAGCAAGACUUUGAGCAGAAACAGAUGCCCGAAGGCAAGAUUAUGGUUGAUGGCUUCUUACUCUGUGUGGAUGUCAGCAGGGGCAUGAACCGUAGCUUUGAGGACCAGAUGAAGUUUGUUACCAACCUGUACAACCAGCUAGCCAAAACGAAGAAACCUGUGGUACUGGUUCUUACCAAAUGUGAUGAAGGAGUUGAGCGCUAUAUUAAAGACUCUCACACCUUUGCCCUGGCCAAGAAGAACCUACAGGUGGUAGAAACAUCAGCAAGGUCUAAUGUGAAUGUUGAUCUAGCUUUUCUUACACUGGUUCAGCUUAUAGACAAGAGUAGGGGGAAACCCAAAAUUAUCCCUUACUUUGAGGCACUGAAACAGCAGAGUCAACAGAUUGCCUCAGCCAAAGACCGCUAUGAGUGGCUGGUCAACCGAAUUGUUAAGAACCACAAUGAGUCAUGGCCCAAUGUCAGUCGUCGCAUGCAGUCUGCCCCUGAGUACAAGGAAUAUGUUUUCCUUGAGGGGACGGCUAAAGCCAAGAAGCUCUUCCAGCAGCAUGUGCAUAGACUUAAACAAGAUCAUAUAGAAAAACGAAGGAAGGCUUACUUAAGUACACUACCACAAGCCCUGUCUGUGAUGUUACCAGAGUUGGAUGAGAUAGACCACCUGAGCUGGUCUGGAGUUCAGAAAGUCCUGGAGACAAAGAGAGAUUUCUCUCAGUGGUUUGUAGUGCUAGAUGACACCCCUUGGGAAACCACACCACACAUUGACAACAUGGAGGAUGAUCGAAUUCCCCAGGACCUCCUGGAGACAUCCGCAGCUGAAGCUAUCUAUGAGACCCAUCUGGAGCAGCUGAGAAAUGAGCGCAAACGGGCUGAGAUGAGAUGGGAGUUCAAGGAAAAGCUUAGUGUUUCUCCUUUCAUCACACCAGGAAAACCCUGGGAGGAGGCCCGGAGCUUCAUCAUGAAUGAAGACUUCUACCAGUGGCUUGAUGAGGCUGAAUAUCUGGAUAUUUACAACAAACACCAGAAAGAAAUCAUUGACCGAGCCAAAGAGGACUUUCAAGAACUACUUCUUGAAUACUCUGAGCUCUUUUAUGAGCUGGAAGUGGAUGCAAAGCCAAGUAAAGAAAAAAUGGGUGCCAUUCAGGAGGUGUUGGGUGAGGAGCAAAGGUUCAAAGCCCUGCAGAAGCUACAGGCAGAAAGGGAUGCUCUGGUAUUGAAACAUAUCCACUUUGUCUACCACCCAACAAAGGAUACUUGUCCCAAUAGCCCUCACUGUGUGGACAGCAAGAUAGAGCAAAUACUUGCCUCCAGAUUCCCUACCCGCUAUGCAUCGUCAGACAGUUCAAGGCUUGAAGGGGGAAGGGCAGAACGAAUAAAUCUUGUCAUCCUAGGGAAAGAUGGACUAGCUCGAGAGAUGGCAAAUGAGAUAAGAGCUUUGUGCAGCAGUGAUGAUAGAUAUGUUUUAGAUGGCAAGAUGUAUGAGCUAGCCCUUCGUCCUAUUGAAGGUAAUGUACGUCUGCCAGUCAAUUCAUUCCAUACACCAACCUUUACACCCCAUGGUUGCCUGUGUUUAUACAACUCAAAGGAAUCCCUCUCUUAUGUUGCUGAGAGUUUAGAAAAACUUAGGGAGUCAACAAUAAGCAGAAGGGAAAGGGAAAACAGCUUAGCCCAACUCCCGCUAUCCCUCCUUCUGGUAACCAAACGUGGGGUGGGCUCCAUAGGGGAUAUUGGGGGGGAGACAGCUCAGACUCUUAUCCAUCAAGGGCAACAGGUGGCUGGAAAGCUGCAGUGUGCUUACCUAGACCCUGCCUCUCCAGGCGUGGGCUAUGGGCGCAAUGUCAAUGAGAGGCAGAUCAACCAAUUGCUGAAGGGCAUCUUAGAAUCAAGGAGAAGCAUAGGUAGCAGCUCCCCUCCCUUACCUCCUCCAUCGUCUGCCUUCAGAGACUCUCAGUCCCAACCAUCACUAGAGGCAGACCUUAGGAUAGUCAUGUGCCUGAUGUGUGGAGACACAUAUGACCUAGACCAGCUACUUGCCCCCUUCCUGUUGCCCCAGCAUUGUCGGCCGGCCUCCAGCCUCAGCAGCGGCACCACUGUUUUACUAGAUUUCAAUGUAGGAGGUCAGAGGCAGAAUAUUGAGCUGUCACUGCUGUCCUUCCAUUCCUCAUUUUCCCUCCGCAAGACUAGGCUAGUCCACGGCUACAUUGCCGUUUACUCUGCUCGCCGCAAGGCCUCUAUGGAGACAUUAUGCGCUUUCCUGUGUGAGGUCCAAGACAUCAUCCCAGUCCAGUUGCUAGCAGUAGGGGAGAGCCAGAUGGAGCUGUCAGACUCAGAGUCAGCUAAAGAGCAGAUCAGCCAGGGAGAGGAACUGGCUCAUGAAAUAGAGGCGAGGUUUAACACAGUAAUAUGUGGACAUGGUGGAGUGGUAGGGGGACUUCAUAAAAUAGACCUUUUCCAACCCUUCCUCAAAGAGGUGGUAGAGAAGCGCACUAUUGUAGAGGCCACUCACAUGUAUGAUAAUAUUGCUGAGGCUUGUACCAGUGAGAGCAUCAGCCCUCGCUGUGGCUCUCCUAGUCCAGUUAACAUUCUUAUGGACUCAGAGGACGAUAUCGAUCCAUCCCCACCUUACCCUACCCUGCGGGAAGAUGGUAGUCUGAGUUCUCACCUGGGAAGCUUCAAAUUACCAGAUCUGGAUUCAAGUGAUACCUUCUCUGUUAUUUCUGAGCUUAGCACCUUUGAGAGCAAGCUUAACAACAAGGUUCCUCCUCAAGUGAAGCCCAAGCCCGUCCGUAAGGUCAACCUUGGCCCCUACAUGGACCAGCAGGGUGGCACCAACCGCCGCUCUCAAGCUGUCACCUGGGCUCCAGGCAGCGAUGGUGGAUAUGACCCCUCGGACUAUGCUGAACCUAUGGAUGCUGUGAGCAAACCUCGGCCCACAGAAGAGGAAAAUAUUUACUCUGUACCUCAUGACAGCACACAGGGCAAGAUUAUCACCAUUCGCAACGCCAACAAAGGUCAUUCCAAUGGUAGUGCAGGCGGGAAUGGGUCAGACAGCGAGGCUGAUAGCAGCUCACUGGAGCGCAGGAGAAAAUUGUCAGCCAUUGGGGUAAAGCCUAAACUUUACAGAGACCGAUCCAAACGGCUUGGGAAGUUCAGCAGUUUUAGGACAAGCUUCUCUAUAGGCAGUGAUGACGAGAUGGGUGGUCCCCCCAAGGCAAGCCAAGAUGAUGGAGGAGCCCAAAAGGAAAACUCAAUUGAAGAGACUGAGGACCCCAAAAGGAGAAAUAUUCUCAAGAGCCUUCGAAGAAAUGCAAAGAAACCAAGAUCCAAACCCAGGCAUUCAAUCUCCAAACCCAUCGAAAGCAACUACUUUGGCAUGCCAUUGACCAGCGUGGUCAGUCUGGAGAGGCCCAUCCCUGUCUUCAUUGAAAAGUGCAUCCGUUUCAUUGAAACAACAGGAUUAUUGACGGAGGGCAUCUACAGGGUGAGCGGCAACAAGGCAGAGAUGGAGAGCAUGCAGCGGCAAUUUGACCAAGACCACAGCCUGGACCUGGUGGAGAAAGACUUUUCCAUCAACACAGUAGCAGGAGCCAUGAAGGCCUUCUUCUCCGAGUUACCUGACCCUCUGGUGCCCUACAGCAUGCAGGGAGAGCUGGUGGAGGCCUUCAAGCUCAACGAUAGGGAACAGCGCUUCCAGACGAUGAAGGACAUUCUGCGCCGCUUCCCCAGGGAGAAUUAUGAAGUCUUCAAAUAUGUCAUCAGCCACUUGAACAAGGUGGGCCAGAACUACAAGCAGAACCUGAUGACUAGUGAGAACCUCUCCAUCUGUUUCUGGCCGACUCUGAUGAGACCAGACUUCACUACCAUGGACGCCCUGACAGCCACACGCACCUACCAGACAAUCAUCGAAGGCUUCAUCCACCAGUGCGCAUACUUCUUCUACAAUCAGCCGCUGGCUGACGGCCUCCCAGGGUCCCCCACCUCCACGCUCUCCUCCUCCUCUUCUUCAGCUUACUCCUGCAUGGCCGGUGGCUACUCAUCCUCUCCAACUCCGUCGCCAACUCCCUACGUCUUCCCCGCCACCCCUCCUGUCAUCCCACACUAUGGCCCCCCUAUCCACCACCACCACCUUCACCACCACCAUCAACAUCAGUCCCCGCCCCACUCCCCACCUCCUACUCCUCAGUCUCCGCUACCAGCCCUGUUGCCACCCUCUCUGCACCCCCAUCACCCCCCUACGGAACAACACACACUGUGAACCAGGGAUCAAGGGAAUAAUAGAAUAAAAAAAAACAAAGACAGAAAACAAGAUUUAAGGAUUUAAGGAUAAGAGAUUUUUGGUGAGAAAAUUGAAGUAGAUGAAUUGAAAUGAGAACAGGAAGUGGGAUGAGAGGUUGGGAGAUAUUUAGUGAGAUGCAGUAUGUACAGGGAGAAAUCUACAUGUUUGGGAGAAGGAGAAGAAAUAGAAGAAGAAGAAGAAGAAGAUGGGCUGUUUGACCCUCUUGCUUUUAGAAAAACUGGACAGACACACAAGGCAGAAAAGGGGAAAUCACUGAACUGGCAGUAUCUUCCUCUCUCCUCACAACUUCAUCCUUUUGUCUCACUCCAUCUAGACGUGCCCUCCUUGCCUUAUAGAGAACCUUCACACAAACACACUAUAGAUGAGUGAGACUAUGGCAGAAACUGUUAAAGGGACUUAGGGAGGGACUCAGGAGUAAUGUGCAAGAGGAUUUGAACUAUGUUAUGUUGAGAUUUCGUCACUACACACACAAACAAAACACCCAGUGGCCAGUGUGCCUCCGACAACCAUUCUCCUCAAUCCCUUCGCCUCGAACUUUGCUGGGAAUUAAGAUGGGCUGCACGUGUUAUUUUUGCAAACGUAUCCACCUGCUAUAACGACCUGGAGGCCACAACUGGGAAGGAUUCAAGCAGAGAGCGAGUCCUUGAACACAUCUUAGUUUAUUUUGCCACUGCACAUGAGGACUUAAGCAAGAGACACGUGUUGCUACUCACCCGACAGGAUGUUCUGUCCUCCUCAUCUCACACAUUCCUAUCUAUCAACCCCACACGCAGCAACACACACACAGAUACAUUUGAGUUUCAAUUGUGGCAGUAUGCCAAGCACAGAGGAAAAAAAAAAAAUCCAAACUGACUGGAUCUGCUAGGAAGCAAAUUGGAGCCUGGGAUUAUGGGGGCUCUUACACCUCAGGCAUUCUGGGAAGGCUCCACCUGGUGUCCUGUUUGCUCUUUCUCUCAUGGCUUGAACUUCGACCUCCUGGCUAACACACAAAAAAAGCUUAAAAAGGGGAAUUUUAAAACAGUUAAAAUCUUGUUUCUUAAUUUGCAUUUAUUUUAUUUCAUUAGACAAAAUCUUGGGAAAAUUGGCCAUCACUCAACGAGUGGCCUUGUGUGUAAGUGUCUGUGCAGCUGUCUUACCUGUCUGUGAGCAUAUCCAUGCCUUUUAGUUGUGCCCAUAUUUCCUGCUGUAGGCAGAUGCUGGGAAUUAUUUCAGUGUUGGACCCUCACCUGUCAUGUUGCUUCUUUAAAGCUGUGGUGUUUUUUUUAGAGUGAGUCAGCGCUGCAGUUGUCACAGUAAGGACCUUGUUCAAAAAAAGCACUUCCCUGAGCACUUUGAAGGCACAUUUUAAAUUGGAGCUGACAUGAAUGACAUGACAGCCACAGUUCACUUUAUUGACAGUCCACCCUGCUCUUUCUUUCUCUGGGAGCACACCACUGACAUCUAGAGGAAGAACUGGGUACUGCAGCCAUAACCUCACCUCACCAUUGCUGCAUGGGUGUAGCAUCAUUUUCCUACCAUGGUUUUUGUAAGGUCAGAUUGUAAGGUCAGAUUCUCUUAAGAGGUUCAAUUGUUAGGAUUUUUCAUCAUUGUAUUUCAAGUAACUUUAACGUUAGAGCUCAUGUAGUGUAAACGUGUGAAUAAAAUAAGAACAGCCAUUAUAAAUCUGGUACACACAAAUUGAGAUUAAGUAGAUUCAGGAUUUGUAGCCACGUGCGUGCAUUUAAUCAGAGAUGAUAAAAAAUUCUUUUUUUACACAGCUAAAAAACUUGCAUGCCACUUCUGCUGUAUAUUUGUGGCAGGGCAUGAAGAUUUAGGAGAUUGGGGCGCAAUGUAGCAUUUAAGGCCCAAGCAAGAGCUGUAAACCAAGCUCACGCUUUUGACUGGACGGAGGCUUUUUAUUGUUGAACAUAAUUGGAAACAACUGUUCCAGGCCUCAGCAUGUUGCCCUUUUAGGAUACAGCAUCACACCUUUAGAAAGGAGACUCCAGCCUGCUCUCGAUUGACUUCAAUAGGUAUUUUGCACAAGUGUAACCACUACACCAGACUCCCGCUGUUGUCCCCGUUAUGCAACCACAUUACCCCAGUCAUUCCCAGUCCAACAGAGACAGUCCGGGUUUGGGAGAGACAGCAGAUAGAACAGACAGUCCAUUCAUCCGUCUGCAUGACUGGAAUGGAGCAUCACAGAAUUCCUCAGCCCCAGCCUGCUGUUACCGUAGAAACCAGCGCGGUAGUGCUCGUUGAGAGUUGCUGAGCUUUUAUCUGGAAGCUUGUGUAUGUGUGCAAACAUUUACGUCUCUGUUUGUUUGAGCUCCAGAAAGGGUGUGCGCAUAUGAACUCACUGUAUGCCUGUUAAUGUUAAACAGAUGCUCACCAAGGUCAAUUAAUUCUGUUUGACACUGAAUUGCAUCUCUGCAUGUCUCCCCAGACUAUCCUCUUUGUCCAAAAGGAGAAAAAAAACGUUCAACCAAUCACUGAAUUCUUAAGGGAGAUUUUAUCAGUCUACACUACCUAUUUACCUUGUAUGUGUCUGUUUGUGUGUGUGUGUGUGAGAGUGUGAUCAAGGAUAGCAGAAUCAAGAGUUUGUGUUUGGGUUGGUGGGUUUGAGCUAACAUCCUAGCAAGCUGUGCUUGGCAGAUGGCCAGACACCAGCCUGAUCCAAACUAAGGAUAGGAGAGGAAUGUAGUUCUUCUUGCGAUCAUUACCCUGUAACCCUGUUAGCCCGUCCAGAUUACACACACUGAUCCUUAAAGAAAGUGUGAAGGGAGUGGGGGAGGAAGAGGAGAGAUUUGGGGAGGAGGACAGAUGGCAAACAGGUGAACAGGAUCAUUAUUUGGGAGACAGAGGUAGGAAAUAGGGGUGACCACUGGUACUUGAGUGUGAACGCUGGCCAGUGGCGUUACCUGUGUAUAUCAAUGCGUUAAUACUGAACUGACUGUGAGGCAGCCAAAGACUGUGGAAAUAAAGGGUUGAGGGAGAGAGGGGAAGCAAAGUGACAGUUUAGAAGAACAAUUGAAUUAAAAAAUGUGACUUUGGUUCAGUGAUAUGUGGCUGCAUUGCUUUUCUUUUUUGUUUAUUUUUUCAACAAUGUUGACAGAUGUCUGUUAAGUUAAAAUCAGAAACAAGCAAACUAUAUUCAAAUGGUUGUUUAUUGGUAUGUCAGGGGGUCUAACAUUUUUCCCUUUAGUCAGUGGUGAUAGAAAUAAAAGUUUCUUUUUUAUGUUUUAUUUUAAUUAUUAAAAAAUACAAAACAUUUUUUAAACGAUUUCUUUGUGAACACUUGAGAGACCAGCCCAGUAUAGUGCAUGAUUUCUUCCUGACCGAGGAAGAGGGCUCCACCACUCUCACUAUUUAAGAGAUGAUAAAAAAAAAUAUUAAGAAAUUAUGGGGGGAUGGGGGUGAGGGUGGGAUAACAAAAUAAUAAAUAAAUGAAGUACUGUAAAGUAAAAAGAUAACAUCAAACUUUAAAAACUUUCAUUAUUUGCUGAGUAUGGUAAUUUGUCUCAAUGGGAAUGAUGUAUACAGCAAGGCCUUAUGUGAUCUGUACCAUAGUUAAUAAAUCAAAUCUUGUAAAACUUC